Molecule: messenger RNA, 3448 nt
Organism: Sebastes umbrosus (honeycomb rockfish)
Lineage: Eukaryota; Metazoa; Chordata; Actinopteri; Perciformes; Sebastidae
Gene: tmem266
Product: transmembrane protein 266
Exons: 11
Coding region: 836-2473 (545 amino acids)
Cellular component (GO): plasma membrane
Molecular function (GO): voltage-gated channel activity
Source: RefSeq, a predicted model, not a curated record
ACAGAAACACUUGAGGUCACUGUAAGAGAGUAUUAGUGAUGUGUGUUUUUCGUGCGGGUGGGUUGUUAUCGCGAGGAACUCUGAAGCUCAAAGAGGUGAAGUGAAGCGAGAGUGUUUUUCUACGUCGUCGACGCUUCCAGGGUGGCAUAGAGAAAAGAGGGGAUGUGUGCAGGCUUGGAUAGGAAUAUAGACUCUACAUAUUUGAUAUUAUUUUGCAUGUAAAUCUAUAGCUCGCGUUGACGGCGCUGCUCGUCGUCACACAUCUGGAGCUGCAGCUGGAAUCCCAGUUUUUCAGCACCUGGACAGCUCCUCUGGUCGUGAGCCUCUUCUCCUCUUCUCCUUUUAUCAUCGGGCACAUGGAGUCCCUGGUGUGAUUGUGGGGGAAGCCCUGCAAGCACAUUAUUAUGCCUCCCUCCUCCUCCGAAGAAGAAGAUGUCGUUAUAUCCUCCUGAUUUCAGUCACAGCCUCCUCGUCGUCGUCUCUCCUCUGAAGGAUGCUGCUUCCAGUCCGGAGUAGGUGUUUUCAUCGUGCACUGUCUUCUUCUGCGAGGCGAUCCGGCUGCUUGGCCAACGCAAAUUUUAAGAGGGAAUCGCAGCCUUACACACAGCAAGAUCCGAUCAUCACCAUCAUCAUCAUCAUCAUCAUCAUCUGCGAGCAGAGCAGGGAGAUAUUACCAUCAUCACUGCGAGGGCAAAGCAGUCACGACCACACUUUACACAAUGUAGAAAAACAUAAAGAGGUGUGGUAGGAGCCAGGUCUCUGCAGUGGUGAAAUCCCAUUUCACACUUGGGGUCAUUUAGCGUGGACGUCUAUUCGCAGCAACAAGAACCUCAACAUGAGCCACCCCCAGGCUCCUCCCAAGGCCGGAGCCUCAGACCUGGAGGUGAUCUCCCAGCAGGUGGAGGAGGACAACCAGUGCGUGGCCCCUGUCCAGCUGGUCAGCUUCGCUUACAGAGACUUGCCUUUGGCCGCCCUGGACAUAUCCCUAGCUGGAUCGCAGCUCAUCUCGAACCCGGACGAAGAGGACAACAGAGACGGGUCGAACUGGCUGAAGCCAUGCUGUGGUCGAAGGGCAGCGCUGUGGCAGGUCUGUCUGCUGUCGGCAGGAUUCAACUGUUUCCUGGUGGCCUUGGUCAUUCUGGUGGUGGUGCUGCUGACGCUGGAGCUGCUCAUAGACACCAAGCUGUUGCAGUUUAAUAAUGCAUUCCAGUUUGCCAGCAUCAUGCACUGGAUCAGCCUGGCUAUUCUCUCUGUGUUCUUCACUGAGACGGUGUUCAGGAUCGUGGUGUUGGGGAUAUGGGAUUACAUAGAGAACAAAGUAGAGGUGUUUGAUGGAGCUGUCAUCGUCCUCUCUCUGGCCCCCAUGGUGGCCUCCACAGUGGCCAACGGCCCCAGCAGCCCCUGGGAUGCUAUCGGUCUCAUCAUCACACUGCGCAUCUGGAGGGUCAAGAGGAUCAUUGAUGCCUAUGUGCUGCAAGUGAAGGUGGAGAUGGAGCUGGAGAUCCAGCAGUAUGAAAAGGCCAAGGCGGUGAGGGAGGAACAGCUUGACCGUCUCACCCAGAUCUGCCAGGAACAGGCAUUUGAAAUCAGGCAGCUGAGGGCACACCUGGCCCAGCAGGAUCUGGAUCUGGUAGCAGAGCGUGAAGCAGCCAUGCAGAUCCACCACAUGUGGGGUAAACAGAGCAGCAGUUUCCAGGAGGUGGACGGACUGGCCCCUGGGGCCUCCGAGCAUCACGGGCCAUCUAAAGCUAGAGAGCCCGGGGGGCCUGCAGAUCACCAUUUUCAGGAUGACAUGAACAACUACAUCAGCCAGUACUACAGUGAACCAAGCAGCGAUAUGGGGAUCCCAGACCCUGCACGUGUCAUCACCACAGCAGCCAUAGACGUGCACCUGCCAAACAACCCCAGCCAGCUUCCCUCCUCUUUGGUGAGUGUCGACGCCUGUCCGUCCAGUCGCUUGCAGCGCACCGGCAGCUCGGUCAGCGAAGCCUCCACCACCACGGUGUCCCGCAGCAGCUUCAGCGCCCGUCAGCACAGCAUCAGCAGCCACACGUUUGGCUCCACCACGGAUUGCAGCUCCACGGUGCGCGAGGCCUCGACCUCCACGGAUUACAGCGACCAACGCUGCUACCCUCCACCCUACAGCAGCCCUUUGGCCCUGGGCACUCAGCCGAGAGGGAGUCCCAGCGCUGUGAUGCAGGAGCUGCUCUCCUCUCUGACGGAGAACUCCUGUCUCACCCAGAAGGGCCUGGACCCUGUCAACCUUAAACCGCCAAGCCCGGCAGGUUCCACCAAAACCAGCCCCGAGCUGGAGCACAGGGUCAACAUCUACAACAAGAGGAACCAGGAGAGCAGAGUUGGGCUGCACUCAAAGCCUCUCAUCCAUCUGCAGGGCAAUGAGACUCUUCUAGAGGAAAAGUACAGGAUGAUGGAGCCGGUGGACGGACCGGUCAACCGUCUGUCAGAGACAUAAACCUUUGCCUGACAAGUGGAACUUCACAGGACUCACAUUUCAGAUCAAACGCAAAAAUAAACAAAACUCCAGUGUUGUUGGGAGUCACUGUAUGUCGGUCAUCCUCUUUGUACUGUUGGGAGUGAGAGGAUGAACUUGAGCCAGAACAGCACAAAAACAGAGGGCAUGAAAGACUGGAGGAGACACCACUUAUCAGGAAUUGACACUCACAAAAACACUUUGAGUUUUAUGAAAAAUUUUACCAAAAGAAACCAGCAACAGGGCUCGAGCCCAAAAUUUUCAGACAACCGGUCUGCGCAGAAAAAAAAAAGAAAAAAAGAGAUCUGGCUUUUGAUAUGUUAAGUUGUUGUUUGAUUUCUAGGAAGUGAAACCAGUGCGUGGAUGGUGCUGAGGGCUUAGUUCCUCUGAUACACUUUGUAGGAAUUGGAGAUGCUGAACAGAUGAGAUCACGUAUUGGGAGGGCCACAAACUGUGAAUCACUUCCCGCAAGCUACAAGGCAUGGAUUUAUCACAUGUGCAGGUGUGUCAGCUGUUUUGAUAGUCAGUCUAGUGUCUCCAAACUCACAAAGAACAGUCCUCUUUGAUGGGAUUGCUGCAGGGUACAUUGGAUCAGUCUCAACUUCUUUCUAAUCUUUGUCUUUCUAUAUUAGCAAUGUUAACAUUUUUAUCUAAAUUCUAUGAGUGGAAAGAGUGUGCGGCAGAUUCAGAGUUUUGUAUCCAGGUGCCAUGACUGGAAUCUGACCAAACCAAGCUGAGUCAGUGUUUACUGAGAUUUUGCAAACUACAGCGUGUCCCACACGCACCAAAUUAAUUGAAAAGCUACCUGCACAUGAUAGAUUUGAUAUCAUUCAGGGCUCAAAUAUUACCUUUUUUUAUGAUUUUAAUGUUUUGAAAGCUGUUUAAAUAUUUCAGAAUGGGUUUAUCACAGCAAAAAAAAAAAAUACUGAGGGACUUGAAGUGGAGCUACAAUAAAAU